GACAUUUGUGACAUUUUUUAUCUGGAUUCUUUAAACAAUUCACCCAAAAGAAUAUCUUCUCAGCGUUCUUCAUGCUUAGAUGUUAUCCUGACGAAUGUUCCAGGUUAUUUCAGAGAAUCGGGAAUUUUGGAGGUUAGCCUCAGUGAUCAUUGCCUAGUUUAUAUAGUUCUAAAUAAGAAAUUACCGCAACCUAAAGCCGAAAUUAUCCGGGGGCUCUCUUUCAAGAACUUUGAUGAAGGCUCUUUUUGUAGCGACCUUAGUUUGGUGUACAUGUAUAUUGGGCUUGGGAAAAAUUGUUAACUGAAGCUCUGGAUGAUCAUGCUCCAGUGAAAUCGAAUCGCCAAAGACUAUUCGCUCAUACAGGGUGUUUCAAAAGUUCGUUCCGAUUUUCAUUCGCUUACAUUUUACUAAUUAUUAAAAAAGGCCUUUUGUAAAACUUAGUAUGUUAUUCGUUAUUCAUCUAACAUUGAAUAACUAAAGUAUUAGUAACCAGAAUGUCUUCUUGUAUGUUUUCUGACAUUUUCUAAGCGGUUAGAUCAUGAUCUAAAGUGUCAAGUCUAGCAGCACUAGUAGAGUGAUUCUCUGGUGAUCCAUGUUAAGCAAGAUGUCAUUGUGUACCUUAAGGAGGGCCGUCUCGAUGCUGUGGCCUGCUCGAUAGGCUGACUGGAGCGUUGGGUAAAACUCUGAUCGCACUAAAUACUCUUGAGUUUGGUUGUACACUGCUCUCGCCAAAGCUCCGAAAUAAACUGGAGAUUGCUCACAGGUCUAAGAUUUGAAAGGGAGGCGCUUUGACAAGGUUUCUUGAGCCGUGGAUCAACUAGAGCAGCUUUCCACGCAGCUGGAAAGUGUCCAAGAGUCAAGGAACAAUUAACCACAGAAGUGUUUAUUGAAGGAGUUCUUCAAGGCUAGCCAGUGAGAUAGAAGUUGGCAAAGGAUCGAGCAUACAGCUUUUCUUAGCUGAAGCCUGAAUGAGCUGGUAUACAUCCUUCUCUGUCAGUUCCUUAAAAACACGUAGUGGUUCGAGAUUUGAGCUGAAAACAGGGUCGUCAAUCUGGUCACCACAUCUGUUCUGGGUAACAUCGAUACCGUCAUUGCGGAUAUUAAGGAUCUUACGAUGGAAAAAGGGGGCAAUGUCAUUUGCCAGAGCUACCUUAUCAUGACAAUUGGGGAAAAACAAUUUAUCAUUUGGCAUAAGGAGUGCCUUUAUUGCCCUGAAGAGUUUUCGCUGAUCA
This is a messenger RNA of Porites lobata, 1232 nucleotides long. The record is from the annotation of a GenBank genome assembly. NCBI's taxonomy places the organism in Eukaryota, Metazoa, Cnidaria, Anthozoa, Scleractinia, Poritidae.